Salpingoeca rosetta is the source of this 4736-nucleotide messenger RNA. RefSeq lists its product as uncharacterized. The coding region runs from base 489 to 4736 and encodes 1415 amino acids. The transcript has 13 exons. Gene Ontology annotation, molecular function: protein binding. NCBI's taxonomy places the organism in Eukaryota, Choanoflagellata, Craspedida, Salpingoecidae. The record is from RefSeq and is a predicted model, not a curated record.
ACGUCCUUGGGCACAACACAGCAGCCAGAGUGCAGCUGUUUGUUUGAAGUGGGUGUUGUUGUCUGCUUUGCUCCUCGGCUGUUGUCCAGUUGUGGUGGUAAGGAGGUGUGUGCGCGCCUCUCUAUCUGUGCGUCUGUGUGCUUAUUGUUGGAGUGGGGACAGUGCACCAGGGACUGCGAUUGGGUGAUAGUUCGGCAGCAGAGGUGCUGUUUGAUGCUUCGGACCAACGGAUCUCGUCCACAUUUGAAACGCAAGAGAGAAAAUUAUAACAGCAGCAGCAGCAGCAGCAGCAGCAACCAAACCAACAACCAAACCAACAACCAAACCAACAACCAAACCAACAACCAAACCACCAGCAACGGCACACCGGUGCUUGGUGUGACCACAGGCACAAGCCACAAGCGCGGGACUCCAGCUGUGGCUUAACAGCUGGUAUCGCACGGAAACCUGCGGGGAUACGGGACCACCUGCAAACGGCAACAGCCACGAUGGGCGAUGCUUCCGCAAAGGGAUCAGCAGAGCCCACGAUUUUCAUCUCUUUGCGGUUCUCCGAGGCGGGGGCAGCCGGAAAAGAGCUCAAGCGGCAGCUGGAGACGCAGCACAGGCUGACCUGCUUUCUCUGCGACGUCGAGCCUGGCAACGACAUCUCCAGCAACAUUGUGGCCGCGUUGGACGCGUGCAAGCUCGCCGUCAUCAUGGGCACGCGCACGUACGGACAGCCGACGCCAGCCAAGUUCAGCACCUUUGAAGAGCUGCGCUUCAUCAUCAACGAGAACAAACCGUUCUUCCUCAUCAAGAUGUGCGACCGAUUCGAGGUGCCAGACACGCGAUUCCGGCUCCCAGAUGACAUCUCAUACUUUCUAUGGAGGGACGGCGCCGCCUCGUCAUCAGCACCAGCACCACCCAUUCCCCGCAAUCUAGUGCAGCAGAUUGUGUCUCGACUGAAAGAUGCACAAGCGAACCCAACAGCGCCACGGCAGCCAUCGCAGCCACCGCGCGCGCUGCGGGUAGUACCGCAGCGCUUGGACGAGCGCCUGACAAAGUGGCUGGAUGCGCGCGACCUGCUGCACAGCAUCGGCGUUGCGCUGGAGAAGAACGGCGUGCACACCAUGGCUCAUCUUCGCGCCAUAUUGCUUCGCGAGGGCGACGCGGCCUUUCAACAGGUGGGCGGCGUGCUCUCUGUGUGGUCGUUGCUCAAGCACCGCGUGCGCCCGCUGCACAUUGCGCUGUUCCACGACGCGUGCCGCGAAUCAGACUGGAUGGCACCCCUCCCGGCAAGCAGCGAUGACGACGACGAUGCUGCUGGUGAUGCUGAUGAUGAUAAUGGUGAUGAGAGUGGAAGGCGUGGCGCUGGUGUGAGUAUUGGCCCUCGAGUCGCUGCUGGCCGUCAUGGUGAUGCCGGUGAUGGCAGCGGUGGUCAGCAGAAGAACGUGAGCAGCAGCAGCAGCAGUGGCAGGCAGGUUGUCUCUGGCACGAGUCUUGACAGUACUGGCCGUGCGAGCGCGGAAGCUGCUGUAACAUUCAAGACUACCCCCACCACCGCCACCACCAAUAGUAACAACAACACCAACAGCAAUGACAACAGCAGCCGUGGCCGUCACGACCGUGGGAGCACCGAUGCAAGUGACCCCGCUGCUCAGUUGGAUCGCCUUCAAGUUGAUGGCGCCUUGAUGGGUGACAGUCGUGGCAGUGUCAGUGGUGCUGAUGUUGAAAGUGGCAGUGGUGGUGGCAGUGGCAGUCGGUUUCUCGGUGCUCUGCUGCCACGACGGGGAAGGAGAGUGACGUUCGCAAACGCGGCCGAGACAUUCAGCCUGUGGUACACCGCCGCCCCUCUACUCGGCAAUGGGGAUGACAGUAAUGGUGAUGGUGACAGUAAUGGUGAUGGUGGUGGUGGUGGUGGUGGUGGUGGUGGUGAUGCAAAAAGAGCGUUUCUGGCCAAGCUGUCGCAGAUCAAGAGCAAACGCGUGCAGGACCAGAUUAUGGAACUGUGGAAGGGGACCAACCCAACACUUGUCGAUUUGUGCAACAAUCGCAUUUCGGACAUGGGCGCGACGGCGCUGGCGGAUAUGCUCAACACCAACACGCAUUUGCGCGAACUCAGACUGCACGACAACCGCAUCGGUGACUUCGGUGCCACGGCAAUUGCAGAAAUGCUUGCAAGCAACAAGUCCCUGGAAAUCCUGGAGCUGAACAACAAUCAAAUUGGCGACAGUGGUGGCCGAGCGAUUUGCGCAUCCCUCGCAGGCAACACCGCGCUGCGUGAACUCGACCUGCGCGGGAAUCGCCUUCGCGGAGAUGCCGGUCGUGCACUCGGAACAGCGCUCAAGGAAAACAGGGCCCUGCGCAAGCUCAAUCUGAAGGGCAACAGGCUUGGUCCCCAGGGCGGCCGUGCCGUUGGCGAAGGUCUCGUCACCAAUCUCGCCCUCCACAAACUCAUCCUCGAUGACAACCUGAUUGGCGAUGAGGCGGGCCAGGCCAUUGGAAACGCCCUCAAGCACAACAUGUCGCUCGCGAAACUCCAUCUCAAGAACAACCGACUUGGCGAGCUGGCCGGCUAUGCGAUUGGGGAGGCGCUUCUUCGCAACACCAUCCUGCGAGAGCUGCAUCUUGACAACAACCGGUUGGGCGAUGUUGGAGGUCACGCGCUGGGCGAAGGACUCCAGCGCAACACCUCCAUCCACAUCCUCGGACUCCACAACAGCGGGUUUGGAGCGCGCGGACUUGAGGGGCUGGCGGCAGGACUUGAGGACGUUUUCUCACAGCGCCGCACCAUUGCAAAGCUGUUGCCGCCGCGCGUUCGGCACGCCAUUUACCGCCACCGCCAGCGGAAGAAGGAGCUGUCGGCGCUGCUGGAACUCGGAUCCGUGCCCCUGUCCACUGCAAAGGUGUUCGUGUGCGGGGAUUACGGCAUUGGCAAGACGACGCUGAUUGGCGCGCUUCGCUCGUCGCAGUCGUGGUUUGACACGGUGCGCUUGCGGCGGCGGAAGCAGCUGGACGAGCCCGAUCGCCCCGAGGAGCGGACGUCUGGCAUUCAGGUGCACAACUUCACCAUGAAGCGCUGCAAGGACGAUGGUGUGAGCCUUACUCCGACUGGCAGCCGCACGCACUCGCUGUCAUCGUCGUCGCCAUCAUCAACCACACUGGCGUCGUCGGCAUCCUCGUCGUCAUGCGCAUCGCAGGCAACGGUUGCCGCUGCUGCGCGUGCAAUUGCGGCGUCAAAGAAGUGCUCUCUACGGGUGUAUGACUUUGCGGGACAGCUUGACUAUCACGUGGUGCACGAGCUGCUGUUUGCGGACCACAACGCCGUCUUUGUCGUGUGCGUGGACCUGUCCAAGGACCCCGGCACGGUGACGCGCUCGCUGCUGUACUGGCUCCGCUUCAUCAACACGCGCCUGCACCAGGCCGUGUACCGCAGCCAGACACCGCCACACGUCGUUGUCGUCGGCACCAAAGUGGACAAGCACCACGCCCGCCUCACCAUCACGCGCAAGGACACAAACACGGUUGCCACGUUUCCGGCAGGGGACGGGCUGCUGGGCAGCGAGGAAUUUCAACAGUGGUUUGGAAACAGCAUGCGCAUCUACCCGAAGAUUCUGCCAAUCAACUGCCACAGCACGCAGGGCCCUGGCAUGCAGCACCUUCGCUCGCUGCUGCGGUGCGCGUGGGUGGAGGUCGUGCAGAAGGACAUCCAGGUGCCCAAGGUUGUGGAGCUGAUUGGGGAUGGGCUGGAGGCGUGUCGCAAGAAGCAUGCGGGGCCCUGGCGCAUCACGGAGCUGCAGUCGUUUCUCAAGGAAACGGUUGAAGAUCUGCGACACAUGCAAGGGCUCACGGACACCAUCUUCGCCAAGGCCCUCAGCUACCUGCAUGUGCGUGGGGACAUUCUGUGGUUCAGCAGCGUGCCGUCCCUGAGCGAGCACGUGUUUGUGUCGCCGUCGUGGCUCCUCAGCAACAUUGUUGGGCCCGCGCUUGCGCCAGAGCAUUUCAUCAUCAAACGCCUCAACCCCCGUGAUGGGGAGGUCACGUUUGAUGAAAUCAAGCACGUGUUUGGCGAGCUCAUGCCCGCAGACUUGGUGGUGGACGUGUUGUCCAGCAUGCUGCUGUGCUUUGAGCUUGCAAGCAGCAAGCGCGGCAUUGGCAGCCACCACCGCGUGUUCAUGCUGCCCUCGCGCCUGGAAGCGAACACGUCGCGCAUAUGGGAGCCUGACGGCGCGGCGCAAGUGUUUGCUGGGCGGCGGCUCGUUGUCAAGGACAGCAGCGGGAUGGUGUUUCCACCCGGCCUAUUCCCGCGCGUGCAAGUCCGCCUGUUCUCGUUCUUUGGCGACUCGAUGAGUCUUUGGCGCGCCGGGUUUGCUGGGUUGUUUCAGAUGGUCGAGUGCUUUGGGCGUAUGAGUGGCAGCGUGAUUGACGUCUGGGUGCGCGCGCCGCAAGGCUUUCACGAGCUUGCCUGGAUGGUCCUGCACAUGGUGAUGCAAGAGGUGAAGUUUGAGGCCGAGGGCAUCACGACGGAGGAGUUUAUCGUCAGCUUCAGCCACUUGUCGCGCUACUUUCCGCACCCGGCUGCAUAUUUGCUGUCGGAUGUGCAGGACGCCGAGGAUGGCUAUGUCUCCACCACGUACCGUGAUGCCCUCACAUUGGCAUCAUCAUCAUCAUCGUCGUCGUCGUCGUCGUCGUCGUUGAAGCCAUCUGUGACGGACAAGACAGACAAUUUGCUGCGGCGUGAACUCUUUCUGUCGUGA